GAGUGUGCAGCACAGACGGGGAGCAUGUGAUCAGACACUCGCUGCUGCUGAACUUGUGAGUGGAGCCCCUGGAAGAAAACACAGGGCACUGCAGAGUUAACCUAGGCAAGGGCCGUUUUCAGUCGGAUCCCGCUGCUUUUCGGGGAGCUUCCUUUGCGAAGUAUGUUUUGGAGGAGCUGUGGGAGGAGGGCGAGAUGCUGCUGCUGCACGUUCGGUGCAAAGCCCGUGGCUGUGAUAGGCUGAAGGGACAUGGAUACUCUGCCUAUAUAUGCUGGCAACUGCAUCCUCUCUGCUUUAUAGCUGUCACUGAGGAGCAAAGAAAGGCAGUGAGAAGGGCAGGGGAGAACAAAAACCUUACCAACUCGCUUGUUUUUUUUUGAGAAUAAGCCCUAAACUCUGAUACCCAUGGAUGCUGCAGAAUUCCGCAAGAGAGGGAAGGAGAUGGUGGACUAUGUUGCAGAUUACCUGGAGAAGAUAGAGAAACGACAGGUAUUCCCAGAUGUGGAACCAGGAUACUUACGGCCCCUCAUCGCAGACUGUGCACCCCAGGAUCCUGAGAGCUUUGAGGAUGUCUUCAAAGACAUUGAGAAGAUCAUUAUGCCAGGGGUGACUCACUGGCACAGUCCAUACUUUUUUGCCUACUUCCCUGCAGCCUCUUCCUUCCCAGCCCUUCUUGCAGAUAUGUUGUGUGGUGGAAUAGGAUGUGUGGGCUUCUCUUGGGCUGCAAGUCCAGCUUGCACAGAGCUGGAGACUGUCAUGCUGGAUUGGCUAGGGAAAAUGGUUAAUUUGCCUGAAGAGUUUUUAGCUGGGAAGGAUGGCCAAGGUGGAGGAGUCAUUCAGGGAAGUGCAAGCGAGGCCACCCUGAUUGCAUUGCUUGCUGCAAGGACAAAGACCAUCAGACAGGUGCAGUCAGAGAAGCCUGAGCUAACAGAAGCAGAGAUCAUGGGCAGGCUGGUGGCUUAUGCUUCUGAUCAGGCUCAUUCAUCUGUGGAAAGGGCUGCACUAAUUGGUGCUGUGAAGAUUAAAAGUGUUCCUUCAGAUGAAGCAUUUAGUGUUUGUGGUUCAGCCCUGAAGAAAGUUCUGGAUGAAGACAAAGCUGCUGGUCUUAUACCAUUCUUUUUCUGUGCAACACUUGGAACCACCUCUUGCUGCUCCUUUGACAAACUGUUGGAACUGGGUCCUAUUUGUAAUAAGGAAAAUAUCUGGAUGCAUAUUGAUGCAGCCUAUGCAGGAAGUGCUUUCAUCUGCCCUGAAUUCAGGCAUCUUUUAAAUGGAGUGGAGUUUGCAGAUUCAUUUAACUUUAAUCCUCACAAAUGGCUCCUAGUGAAUUUUGACUGCUCUGCAAUGUGGGACACACUGGCUUUUGAACCUCAGUCCAGUCACACCACCCCUAGCUGGCCACAGGUGAAAAAAAGAUCAGAUUUAAUAGGGGCCUUUAAAUUAGAACCUCUUUACCUGCAGCAUCACCAUCAGGAGUCUGGUCUCGUAACAGAUUAUCGGCACUGGCAAAUCCCCCUGGGCAGGAGGUUCCGCUCCCUGAAGCUCUGGUUCGUGCUGAGGAUGUACGGGGUCAAGGGGCUGCAGGAGCACAUCCGCAAGCACAUCAGACUGUCGCAUCAAUUUGAACACUUAGUCCUUCAGGAUGAAAGGUUUGAGAUUUGUGCUGAGGUUGUCUUGGGACUGGUCUGCUUCCGGCUGAAGGGCUCAAAUGAACUAAACGAGGCGCUUCUUAAAAGCUUAAAUGAUGCCAAGAAGAUCCAUCUGGUCCCGUGCCACCUGCGAGAGAAGUUUGUGCUACGUUUUGCUAUUUGUUCCCGCACAGUGGAAUCCACCCACAUCAAGUUUGCCUGGCAGCACAUCUCACAGCUGGCAACUGAUCUUCUGAAAACAUGGGGGCAAAACCACCACCAGCAGUAACAGCAGUGAAGUAUAAGUGGAGAUUAGGUAAUUAACUGGCUUUCUCUGUGUUGUCAAGUUUUAUUUUAGAUGCAGGUGGGAAAGUCAAACCAUGAAGGAAAAAAGUACAAAACCUGUUGUUAUAUAGCCCAGCUGCAGUAGCAAAAUCCUUGCCAGCAAGUUGAGUUGUAACCGUAGUCAUUCCUUCUCUGUACUGUAGUUUCAUCUUGCAUGUUUCCAGGAUGCACAUAGCCAAGGAGACUCGAGCUGCCAUUUUUUACCAGAUUAUACUCAAGAGCAUUUGUUCAACCAAGCAAUGGAAAUGGAAGGGUUGGUGCUCCCUCCGUUCACCUCUAGCACACCCUUUUUUCUUCACAAAUGAAACUAAGAGGUAUUAUAACCAAUUAAUUUAACAUUACUAUGACUGCAGGAAGAACCCAAGCUGGGGAAGUUUAAUUCAGGUUCUAGGUAUGUUAAUAUCUGAAUAGGCAUGCACAAAGGCAGUUGCCAGGAUUUGGGACAUUAUCAUGCCAUGAUACACUUGCUGCAGUAAUUUCGUAGAUGAACAAAGGACAAAGGACUUCAAGACUUCCUUCACUGCAAUAGCCAAACCUAUGGGAACAAGCACAGAAUGAUUACUAAUCGUCCUUCUGGCAGGUUCUCUACUUUCCUCUAAAUGGUUUGCUUUUAAAACAGCCAUUUUGUCAAAUUCCAGCAAAUAGGUUAUGCUGGCUAUUAGUUUCCAGACUGAUCAUUCAUAAUGGCAUCCCUGAAAAGCUCCUCCUGAAGAGUUUUGUCAAAAGCCAUGUGCUACCUGGUAUUCUGUAUUUUUAAUCAAGUUAUUUUCAGCAGUGAUUACUUGAAAAUAGUCUGUGAGAUAUGUUCUGUGAAACUGAGUUGUGAUUUAUUUUUAUGGCUACCAUUUUGAUUACACCAUGGUAUAAUAAAUCUUUGACAAAAUGUGCUAAGAAGUGUGAUGUCAAAAUGUUAUUCUUAGUUUCUCAAAUUCUCUAACAAAUGAGAAACGAGAGAAUAAAAAUAGGAAGUAAGAGAACAAACCCCCAAAAUCAGCUGUGGUGCCCCCAUCAGUAGUUUUCUUCCAUUAACGGUGAUGAAUGGAAAAUUAAAAUACUGGGAAACGUCUUUCUGAGAAAGUCAAAUCAUAUAUAUUUGACUCAAACCAUUGAUAUAUCAUUCUAUCAAAGACAGGCACAGUAAAGAGCUAAAAUUAAAGUUAGAGGUGAAAGUCAGAAAAAGUCAAGAUGUACUUUUGCCAUUUUAAAAACACAGAUUCCAGGCAGUUAUUUCUGUAUAAAUAAGAACAACAUAAGUAGCUGCUCCAAGAAAAAUAGGAUUAAUGUAGGAUUAAUUUCUACAUUUGCAUUUCAAUCUUCCUUUUAAUGAUCAUAUUAACUCCUAAAGCCUCUUGAGAAAUGUGCACAAUCAUUCAGCUUUCUUCUUCCAUCCCUUUCAAUUAUACUUCCUAUGGUUGGGAAGUUGCAAGUAGACCAGGGAACAUGGAUCAGGACAGUUAAUUUGGGACAUGGUCUUCUCCUACCUCUGUCUUUCCUAAUCUCUCACUUCUGGGGUGCAGACUGGGAAGGAUUACUAUUUCCAUAAGGAACUGAUUUCCCAGGUAGCAGAUGAAGAAAGGGAUAACCAAUGAAUUUGGUAAAAUGCAGUAAUAUUUGAGCAGGUGACUACACAAGACCCUACUGUCAGCUUCAGUGUCAGAAAUUUUGAUAGCAACAUUCUCUUCAGCAGAACUAACAUGAAAUUUCACUUUUCUGUGGUAGCACAAUGGAAUAGAUUGAUAGACUGAAGAGAGUGAAAAAGCUGGCAGUUGUUCUCUUUCUCUGUUACUAUUUCCUUUUAAACAACAUUAUUCAUAUCUCAUUACCUGGAAAACAAUGUUCAUCCAUAACAUGUAUCUUCCACACUGAUACAAUUUUACAGCUUUUACAUUAUAAAACUCUAGAAUCUUGGAGCCAAAGAAGAAUUACACCUUCUCUGUGAGACAGACCAAUAUUUUGUAUGGGAAAUAUAUAACCAGGUCUGUCCGGGAGUGGUGGGGGGGAGAAAUCAGAUUUGGAUCAAAGCUAUCACAGAGUAAAUCCAGGAUAAUUCCACUGAAAUUAAAUGGAGCUGCUUUGGAUUUAGGCGAGUAUAAUUGAAAUUAAAAAUCUGACUAAUAAGUAUUGGAAAAGAAAGGCAUAAGGUAAGGUACCACUGAACUGAACAUAAGAAGAUUCUGCUGGAAAUCUGCUCCGUGGAAACCAGAGCAGAGAUGAAUGAUGCCUGCCUGUGUGAGCCUCAAGCUGCUAUAAAACUGGGAUGCAGGCAUGAUGCACACUCAAACCUAGGAGAGGUGAAAUGUCCCCAACAGCCCAGAAUUAGACAUAGAUCCCUUUAGACAUUUGGGGGAAAACACUCCCAAAACUGACAUUUAAUUAAACAUUUUUCAGUAUCUGGAAAUGGCUGUUGUCCAGAUACAAAAAUUCCUGCUGGCAAAGAAUUUAAAAUUUAGGAGAAAGGCUAAUUUAAAAUAUAGAUGGAGUAAAAUAUAAUUUUUGUGGUUUUGUUUUUUUUUUAAAAGAAGUGACAUAAGUAGAUCUGUCUAAUAAACAGCAGUGAUGAGACCCAUGGAUUACAUUUCCCCGUGGCUAGCCCAGUACAGAAACCUGAGGUUCACAGUUCAAAUAUGUAACUAGUGAAUUCUCUCAUACCCUCUUUUUUUCCAUGUGAUAAUUCCUUCUUAGACUAUUAACAUUAGGUCAUCUGAAAAGGAAAUAUGGGCUAUGUAAUCAACUCAAGAAGAAGCAUUGAAAGGAACUUUUUGAAAGAAGAUGGUACCUGCUGUUUCUGUCCUGUAGCUUUGCAACAUAUCUGUAAGUGAGAAACACUGUAUUUAUGAAUAGUUAAUGUUAACCUGGAUUUAUUGUGCCUUGUGUGCAAAAGCUAAUACAGUCUGUGCCGAUGAAUACUGUUUGAUAUUAAAAAUAAUUACAAAAUCUCAGAACCGUACAUUAGUAGAAUACUCACAUCUCAAGGAAGACUGUGGCUAUUAAAGAAGGAGAGAAAAAAACCUUGACUUUUACUUUCAGGAACCUAUAUUUUUUUUUUUUUUUGUUUAACUAGCAGAGUAUUUACAUUCUUAACAACAGAUUAUAUAUAUAUUUUAUUAGUGAUGGUGGAAUAAUGAAAAUAUAUGUAUUUAUGAAAGUAUUUGUAACAUAUUAUACUCUGAACUGCAUUAUAAUUAUUAAAAUUUUAAUUUUUUUAUUGCAUUUACAUACAAGAUUCUGCUCAUGGUUGUUUUGUUGUUGUUGAAGGUUACCAUAUGUGAUGAGUAGUACUCAUAUAGAAGUUGCCUUACAACAGCAGUCUAAACCUUGAGAUGUAUAAACCUGAAUUGCUCAAAGAUAGAAGCAAACUAGAGAUAAAACUGAGAAUCCUGAAGACCAGGGUGGUUGGUGAGAACAGGUUAAAAAACUGUCAAUGGAUAAUAUCUAUAUAGUAUACAUAGAGUUUGUAUGUUCUAAAUGGAAAAGUAAUCAAAAGUCUAAUGCUUAAUUGUAAUUUGUGAGUUGUUGACUCCCUUUAAAAUCUGUAUCCAAAAACAAAUUGAACAAACAUACAAGUUUUAAUUGGCAAUAUUAAUAAACAGAAAAAAAACCUA
This is a messenger RNA of Catharus ustulatus (Swainson's thrush), 5575 nucleotides long. It is a transcript of the gene DDC, whose product is annotated as dopa decarboxylase. The record is from RefSeq and is a predicted model, not a curated record. The transcript has 15 exons. Bases 406 to 1917 code for a protein of 503 amino acids. Gene Ontology annotation, biological process: amino acid metabolic process; catecholamine metabolic process; serotonin biosynthetic process. Gene Ontology annotation, molecular function: aromatic-L-amino-acid decarboxylase activity; pyridoxal phosphate binding. Lineage: Eukaryota; Metazoa; Chordata; Aves; Passeriformes; Turdidae.